CCCGCUCCCAGUGACGGAGAUCAUGCGCCCAUCUCAGCCUCUCUCCCUCUUUCCCAUCGUCUAGUGCCAUUGACGAACAAACGCCGCUGUUCUCGGGUAUCCGUCGCAAUAAGAGAGCUUUUUUUCAGGUGCCGGCUGCUUAGUCAAUAUAUCAAAUCCGUUAGCAAGUCAAGGAUCUGUAUAUAGUCGCAUGGUGUGCAGGUGUGCAUUAGAAUGGACAGGUCAAAGAGAGUAGACGAGCGGGUGACGAGUAGAUGGUCGACACGACGAGAAGGUGAUGCGGAGGAGAGCGAUUGGAGGUCGAAUGAGGCGCGGAACGCUGGUCAUGCGCACACGCGCAGUGGAGGUGACGAGGGGGAGGAGAGUAGAGAGGGCGAGGAGAAGGAAAGGCAAGACGAGAAGGGGGGAGCGGAAAAAGGCCCGUAUGAGGAGGGCGGGAUGCGGGGAUUGGAAAGGGCCGGGGAUGAACAGCGCGCUGCUUGUGACGACGACGAUGGGGAUGAGGGGGACGAGGGCAAAUGCCAAGACGACGUUUUUUACGACGAUGAUGACGAUGACGGUGACAAUGACGAUGACGAUUGCGAUGACGAUGAAGAUGACGAUGACGAUGAAGAGGAAGAUGAAGAUGAUGAUGACGAUGACGAUGAUGAUGACGACGAGGAUGACGACGACGAUGAGGAUGAGGAUGACGGUUACGAUGACGAUUACGAUGACGAUAACGAGGGCGAGGCGCACACCGAGAGGCGUAGCGUGCAAGUCAGGGAGGACGACGGCGGAUUCACGGUGUCGUCUCGUCUGCGCGCGCCGCAGCAUGGCGUGGCGGCAGAGGGCACGGGCGAGAACCAGGAGCCCGCGCCCUUCGCGCUCUCCUCUCCGCCACGUGCCUCGUUCCGCCUCGCCACCAUCGCCGCGCAGCACCGAAUGGCAGGCGAACCCACACGCCACACACUGCCCGCAGCGCUCCCCGAUGCUCUCGCCCCGCCGGCAGCAGCCCCGCUCUGGGGUGUGCCCUCCUUCCCCCCCAUGCUGCACCGACCACGCUCCGCCGCCGCUCGCGCUGCCGUCGCCAAGAGGGCAGCAGAGCAGCGUGGCACGGAGAGGGAGAGCGGUGGGCAAGAAGGCGGGCAGCAGCAUGCGGUGGGCGCCACGAUAGGUGGGCGUGCAGUGAGAGGGGGGGGGAAGAUGGACGUGAGUCCCCCGCGCAGCAUGCGAAAGCCGUCUUCCCGUGCUGCACGCAAGAUGUGGCGCGAGCUGGUGCAGCACAGAGCGGCGGGCGCACCCAGCGCACACGCACACAACCGGGGCGGCAGCACGGGGCAAGGCGGAGGGAGUGGGAGGCAGACAGUGAAAGAAGAGCCAUGACGGCAGCAUGGCAUGGAAGUGUCAUGUCACUUGCAUG
Messenger RNA from Closterium sp. NIES-67, 1399 nucleotides. Lineage: Eukaryota; Viridiplantae; Streptophyta; Zygnematophyceae; Desmidiales; Closteriaceae. The record is from the annotation of a GenBank genome assembly.